Messenger RNA from Anisakis simplex (herring worm), 228 nucleotides. The record is from the annotation of a GenBank genome assembly. Lineage: Eukaryota; Metazoa; Nematoda; Chromadorea; Rhabditida; Anisakidae.
AAGUAUUACGCAUGUCCACAUUUGAAUCCAGCCGAAAACACGAAAAUGCACGAGCGUUCUGAUGCCAGCUGUGAUCAGUCAAAGUCUGCAGUGGCCAAACAGGAUCAGGGUUGCAGCUGUGAGUAUUUAGUAGCUGAACGCGAUUCACAAGGAUGUGCCACAUCCUACUUUACGCUUUGUCAGCGCGAAAAGUCUGCUUUCGAUGCCAUCUCACUUGGAGCGCUCUAA